GGCCUGAAACUUACUGUGCAAGCGCAUUAUGGUCGUAUUAAAGGUCCCAACUAGACGAUCUACUUGAGCUAGCAAGGUCCCCUUAAAAAAAUUAGAAUAACUUCCAAACGUGAUUGCUUACAUGUUAGUUCAGCGUGUGCUGGUUCAGGUUAGCUGUUCCGUUAGUGCAUGCAAGCCCUGACACGCUUUUCCUUACCAAACAUGGUUGAAAAGCGUAACAACCGAUGUCAAAUUUCAACGCCGCACCAUGCAGAUAGUACAUGCAGAUAAAAGCCUGAUAUUGCACUUCUGGUGACGCACCAUGCUGCUGCUGCUGCUGCGACGAUUACUUUAUCGGCGACGAGACUAUUUUAAUGCCUUUGACAAGCUUUCCGUCUACGUUCGGUGCCCCAUGUGCUGGAUGUAGAUCCAGAGGCGAUGGUCCUUCCCUUGGAGUGUGUCCAGCGCGACCCAGAACCAAGUUAUACGCAGGUGUCCAAAUCGGCAGCAGCAAUGCACGAAAGUACUGGAGAUCCCUCGCCCUCCUCAAUCAUCCGUUGAAGGAAGGAAGGUCUGGACGAGUACGAACAAACGUAUCUUGCUCAUGAUGGACGGAAGACGAGGACGAGAGGAAUUGAAGCAUGAGAUCAGAGACUUGGAGCGAAAGCAAAGAGAAGUCGCACGACGCAAAGUGGUCAUGAAGAGGGCGGAGGGCCUAACUCUUGGAACAUAAUGUGAGGAGACCGAAUUUUCUCUGAUUCAGACCGAGAGCUUCACCACGACUCGGACUCGGACGGGGAAAGAGAAGGGCCUCUCAGGAGCUGUAACUGUACCCACAGGCGCAGGACUGUAAAAUGGCCAAAUCGAGGACGGAGGGAGGAUGAUGGCCCAGGACAGCAAACGCCAGUCAGAAAAGGAUUCUCCAGGACGAGGGCAUGAAAGAAUCCCCCGGGGCGGCGAUACAGAUACUUACAACACUUACUACUGCAUGAGACUAGCGUGUCCUCAGCUGUUACGUUGUUUCCACACUAUAGCGUGAGAUACUCGUCGUCGUCCCCAAGCCCUGGAAGAGAUGAAAUGGCAGCUAUUCUGGCCAUGGGACGGGAGCCAGGAGGAGGGAUGGGGGAGGGGAGGGGAGUAGACGAAGACGACGACGACCAGUGCUACGUCCAGAGCAGAAGGGAGUAAUGGAAGGAAGCACAUGUUAUGGGCUGGCGGGCGGUGCAGGAGGGGCACCAUAAUGGAGUCGGGGACUGCAUGAGAUGAGAGGGACCGGGCUGAGGGAGGGGACCCUCGGCUGCUGCAGCAUUGGCGCAGCAGAAGCAGAAGCAGAAGCGUACCUUGCCCAGCGGGGAGAGCACUUUGCGCAGGCGAGGUCUGAUCGGCUGGCCAGACCGCCAGACACGCACGCAGAUACACACACGGUCAACCUCUAGCGCAGGGGUGGUGAUGAGGCAGGAGUAAUAGCUGGGGCCAGACGGACUCGGUUUCGAUUCGAGCGGGGCCAUGGGUGAUGAUUCCAUCUGCUCCAUCUUCGUUGACGACGAGGAUUCGAUCAUUGGAUGUGGCGGAGUCGACACCGUGUGGGCCCCGGCGAGCCUGAGCGGCGAGAUCGAUGGAGUGCAGAUCGCUCGGUGGUCAGGACCUUCGCGCUCGUCCAGUCGAACCGGGGUUAUGAUGUGAAGUAUGUUGUACAAGUCUUCUUAAUUGAAUGUAGUUAUUCUGACGAGAGUCCGAAACUCAAGUUCCAAUAUUCUUAAACUUUGGAUCGAGUACGCGCGAGGGGGUGGUUCACAGUGCCUCGGAGUCAACUGCAAGCUACCACACGUUUUGUGAGCGCUCCCUUAGUGGAAUCCAUCGCUGGGCGAGCGCAUUGUUCAUCGAAACAGUGCCAAUUUGUGCAGGCGGCCAGUGGGUCACGAAACGAAGCUCGGGCCUCCAUCACAUUGCGACUUAAUGAGACAAGAGCAGCGGUAUCUGCAGUUGCUCUCGAUUCCUUCGCACUCUGCCGGACUCUUCAGCAUCCAAGUCAGUCUGCUCUGUGUACCCUCGCGAGCAUGUUACCACAUUUAAUAUUUUGAUUUGUCAGGCAACCACCAAAUCUCUCAGGACCUUCUAUGUUUGGUAGCUCUGGGUCAGUGCCCGGGCUCAGGCUAAAGCUUGCCAACUGCGUGCCCCGUAAGUCCUCCCGAGCUCCCAACCGAGGCCGGCCUCGAGCAUUUCAGCUCGAGAAAGCCUUUGAUGACCACGUUCCGAGGCUAGGGUUACCAACUCAGGACAAGUACACCGACAAGCUUGCGCUGGAAAUCGGCUGACCUGAAGCAAUCCCCACUCCCGUACUAAAUGAGGGGCUACUUUCACGAUCGGAAUCAUUCCAAUUUUUGUGACAAUGAGCUCCUCGUCAGUGCUCAGACAGACAUCUCAAGAUCAGGGCAGGGCUAAAGUGAAGCCAAAGUCUCGCGACGUUCUGCCAUGGAGUGCUCUUGGGAUGACCUCCGUCGGAGACGAGGCUCACAACUUGCGUGAUCGUCGUCCAACAAGCGUCUCGGUUCGCCCUCCUUGAACUCUGGAGCAAUACCCACUCCUGUACUAAAUGAGUGUCCACUUUAACAAUUUGGAAUGAUUCGUGCACAGUUUCGGGUUUGUCUUGGAAGUUUGAAUGCUCGCUAUUCUGGCAGGGAUAUUUGGCAGCCUUGAAUUCUGAACUUUGCGAGAAAAUCCCAGGCUUCAAUCACAAGCAGCCACUAGCAGCAGUCCUGUCUAUGUUUCUCAUCACAUCGUAUUAUCAUUUACCUGUUCGGCUCCGGCCUCCACAAAGUACGUGGGUCCCAACACGGCGGGCGAGCCGAGUGGAGGAUAACCAUUCGAGGUUUCGGAGCUGGUAAAGGCUCGUCGUAGAGUAGUGUGUAGAGUUUCAGAGGUGGGGUACCGAGCGAUCAUCGACGAGCUCCUCAUCUUGAUGCGGGGCGAAAAGGGCAGUGACAUUGAUCCUCUAGGGGCCCGCUAGAGCCGCGAAACCUCGUUGCUAACCAACCGCUCCAGCUACUUCGAGAGAAAAGCUCGGUGACCCCUAGUGCGCGCCAUGGCCGAUGCCCGUGGCAGAUGAUUAAACUCCAACGAGGCGAUCGUCCUUGAUUACCUACCUUCAUCGCCAUUGUCGUCCCUCGCUCGCUUGCUGCUCUGCGCCAGACGGUUGUAGUAAGCCCGAUCGGUCCCGCCACGAUCGCCACACCGCCAUUUUCUCGUGUCUCGUGGAAUUCAAAAUUACUUUCUCCACUAAUUUUCUCUACCAUCUCCCGAUGGCCGUUCUUCCAUUAGUGAAUCAACCACCUCCAGAACUUAAUUGCGCACGAUUUCUGGUAUCGACAGCAACGCCCGUGAACUGUUCUUCGCAUCGCACACUCAGCAAUGUUGACGAUUUGCAGGGCAAACGUUCGAAGGCAAGAUCGAGACGGGCUGCAUCGAACGACCGUGCAUCGGCCUUUUGGACACGGGGAUAUUUAUUUCUGUACACGCACCGGGGAGUGACUCGGAGAAUCGAGAUUUAGAUCUAAUUUUUAAUUUGAUACAUAAUGCAUGCUUCGCAAGAAAUUUAUUUUUAAGAUGUUUCUUUCAAUUUUCGCUAC
Marchantia polymorpha subsp. ruderalis is the source of this 3605-nucleotide messenger RNA. Lineage: Eukaryota; Viridiplantae; Streptophyta; Marchantiopsida; Marchantiales; Marchantiaceae. The record is from the annotation of a GenBank genome assembly.